AUGGGAAUCACGACAAGGGGUAACAGAUACAUCGUUACCGUCGUAGACCAUUUCACAAAGUAUCUCGGCGCCUAUCCUGUGCCAGAUAAGAAAGCUGAUACAAUAGCAGAGGUGAUUUUCAGCCAAUGGAUAUGCAUCGGAGGCCGGUGGCCUGAGUGCAUACUCUCCGAUCGCGGCGGUGAAUUUGAGAAUGCUAUCAUUGAAGCACUUUGCGAGAUCCUGAAGAUAAAACAAGACUUUACCAAGGGAUAUUGUCCCCGUGAAAACGGGUUGACUGAAAGAGUGAACGGAACUAUCUCUCGCAUGCUCAAGAAAAAGACUGUCGUUCCCGCAGAAUGGGACAGAAUCUUGCCGGCAGUAGUGUACGCAUACAACGCAUCCCCACACUCGGCAACGGGCGAAAGUCCUCAUUUCUUGGUGUACGGACGCGAUCCACAGUAUCCGUCCUCGGUGAUACCUAGGGAACACCUGUCAUCCUACCAAGUCAAUUAUGAUGACUAUAAGACCGAGCUUCUUGCUGGACUAAAGUUGGCCCGUGAGUGUAUUUCGGAGCGUGCUGAAAAGUACCGCACGGCAAUGAAAAACAGCUAUGACAAAAGGUGGAGCACCAACAAGUCCGAGCAGCAGCCGUCGCUCCCACGCAGAAGACGUGGAAACAAUUGA
Messenger RNA from Haemonchus placei, 663 nucleotides. The record is from the annotation of a GenBank genome assembly. Lineage: Eukaryota; Metazoa; Nematoda; Chromadorea; Rhabditida; Trichostrongylidae.